AUGGCACCCUCUUUCGACCACCUCCGCGAGGCGGAUCUUGACGAUGACGAGUUUAACGAGGAUGAGAUUGACACCUCGGAUCUGCGAGAGCGUUUCGAGGUCCAGCUAGAGCAGGGUUACGACACAUUUGUUGUCGUUGAUGGCCUUCCCAAGGUCAACGAAGAACAGAAGCCUAAGCUGGUCAAGUUCCUUCUGAGGAAGCUCGUUUCGGUGGGAAAGACUAGCGAGGAACAGGUCUAUAUGCCCAUGGGAGAUGAUGGAAAGUCACUUCAGUUCGCCUUUGUCGAAUACUCGUCGCCUGCCGAGGCCGCCGCCGCCACCCGCCAGCUCGACUUGGUUCCCCUUGACAAGAAGCACACUCUGCGUGUCAACAAGCUGACGGAUAUCGAGCGCUACGGAAGGGAAGGCCGCAUCGACGAGACGUACCAGCCCCCCCAUAUCGACGAGUUCACCCAGAAGGAGCAUCUACGAUGGUGGCUCAAGGACCCUGCCGGCCGCGGUCGCGACCAGUUCGUCAUGUACCGCGGCGAGAGUGUCGGUGUCUUCUGGAACAACGAGAAGGACCAGCCCGAGAACGUCGUCGAGCGCCAGCACUGGACCGAAACCUUUGUCCAGUGGUCGCCGCUGGGAACCUACCUGACGUCGAUCCAUGCUCAGGGUGUCCAGCUCUGGGCUGGCCCCUCUUGGUCCCGCCAGGCCCGUUUUGCCCACCCCUACGUCAACCUUGUGGCCUUCUCCCCCAACGAGAAGUACCUUGUUACGUGGUCGAACCGUCCCAUCUCCAUCCCCGAUGAGGGCCACCCCGCUCUGUCCGUCGACGACGAUGGCAAGAACUAUGUCAUCUGGGACAUUGCCACGGGAACGCCUCUCCGCUCGUUUGCCAACCUUGACAUGCCCAAGGGUGAGGAGGGUGCUCCCCCUCCUAAGCUGCAGUGGCCUGCCUUCAAGUGGUCGUCGGACGACAAGUACGUCGCUCGUCUGACCCAGGGACAGUCCAUCUCCAUUUACGAGCUCCCCCGCAUGAACCUCCUUGACAAGACGUCUGUCAAGAUUGACGGUGUCAUGGACUUUGACUGGGCACCCGCCACCCCCAAGCGCGACAAUAUCAAGACGUACGAGCAGCUGUUGUGCUUCUGGACGCCCGAGAUUGGCAGCAACCCUGCCAAGGUCGGAUUGAUGAGCGUGCCAUCCAAGGAGAUCGUGCGUACGCUGAACCUCUUCAACGUCAGUGACGUCAAGCUUCACUGGCAGUCGGAGUCGACGUACCUGUGCGUCAAGGUGGACCGUCACUCCAAGUCGAAGAAGUCACAGGCCACGACGCUGGAGAUCUUCCGCGUCAAGGAGAAGGGCGUUCCGGUCGAGGUUGUCGACACGAUUAAGGAUACCGUGAUCAACUUUGCCUGGGAGCCGAAGGGAGACCGCUUCGCCAUCAUCACGACGACGGAGCCCGUCGGCGCCACGGCCGUGGCGCCCAAGACGGCCGUUGCCUUUUUCUGCCCCGAGAAGACCAAGGGCCCCAUUGCCGGCAACUUCAAGCACCUCCGCACGCUGGACAAGAAGAACAGCAACGCUAUUUACUGGUCGCCUAGGGGACGCUUUGUCGUGAUUGCGACGGUGCACAACCAGCAGAGCUCGGAUCUCGACUUCUUCGACCUCGACUUUGAGGGUGAGAAGCCCGAGUCGGAAAAGGACCUGACCGCCAACCUGCAGCUGAUGAACAUUGCGGACCAUUACGGCGUGACGGAUGUUGAGUGGGACCCGUCUGGCCGCUUUGUCGCGACGUGGGCGUCGGUGUGGAAGCACACGAUGGAAAACGGAUACCACAUCUACGACUUCAAGGGAGAGCCCCUUAGGGAGGAGCCCGUCGACAAGUUCAAGCAGUUUUCGUGGCGUCCCCGGCCGCCGACGCUUCUGACCAAGGAGGAGCAGAAGCAGAUCCGCAAGAAUCUGCGCGAGUACAGCCGGCAGUUUGAGCAGGAGGACAACGACCGCGGCGCAUCGGCCGACCUUGCCGUGGUUGAGGCCCGCAGGCACAUUCUCAACGAGUGGUACUCGUGGCGCGAGAGCGUCGAGUCGGAGGUGGCCGAGGAGAGGGCGGCCCUGGGUCUCCCUGCCGACCCGCACACUCAUCUCCUCGAGGCCAAGACUCUCCAGGUUGGCGAUGUCGGCCAGGACCGUGAGGUUGAGGAGAUUGUCGAAGAGGUGCUCGAGGAGACGGAGGAGGUGAUUACUGCUUGA
Geosmithia morbida is the source of this 2238-nucleotide messenger RNA. Its product is annotated as translation initiation factor 3 subunit B. Lineage: Eukaryota; Fungi; Ascomycota; Sordariomycetes; Hypocreales; Bionectriaceae. The transcript is spliced from 3 exons. Bases 1 to 2238 code for a protein of 745 amino acids. Gene Ontology annotation, biological process: translational initiation. The record is from RefSeq and is a predicted model, not a curated record. Gene Ontology annotation, cellular component: eukaryotic translation initiation factor 3 complex. Gene Ontology annotation, molecular function: translation initiation factor activity; RNA binding; translation initiation factor binding.